Messenger RNA from Kwoniella botswanensis, 4950 nucleotides. RefSeq lists its product as uncharacterized. NCBI's taxonomy places the organism in Eukaryota, Fungi, Basidiomycota, Tremellomycetes, Tremellales, Cryptococcaceae. Gene Ontology annotation, biological process: transmembrane transport. Gene Ontology annotation, molecular function: ATP binding; ABC-type transporter activity; ATP hydrolysis activity. Gene Ontology annotation, cellular component: fungal-type vacuole membrane. The coding region runs from base 1 to 4950 and encodes 1649 amino acids. The transcript is spliced from 34 exons. The record is from RefSeq and is a predicted model, not a curated record.
AUGUUCAACCUAAUUCCCAUCAUCAGCACAACUUUUAUUCCUCUGGUGUCGUUGUCCUCAUUGACAAUCUAUCUAUCGACUCAUCCUGCAUCUCCCAUCUACACUCUGUUUCAAAAGCGUAUCGCCCUACCCACUCAUCAGGAUGAAGAUUUCAACGAACGUUAUGACAUUGUCGAAAAAGACCCUUUCAACAUCGAAGAUCCUGUAGUAUGCGAAGAUGGUACUCCGGUCGAUCCAGAAAGCUUCUGGACAUCAAUGAGAAGACGAAAAAUAGGCGUGUUGCUGUUGAUGAUCCCACCCUUGAUCUGCAACAUCCUCUUGCUCAUCUUCGCAAUUAUCGCUCACACACCUGAUCAAGAUGAGAAGACCCGAUCGAUCAUCCUACCUUCGCUUCUUCUGCCAUCGCAAAUAGUUACCCUUUAUCUCGCCUACUGUCAUAUUUCUCAGAAAGAGACUCAGCCUCACUGGGCUACGACUGUUCACCUCUCGAUCGAUAUUUUCAUUCAAUUUAUGGUCCUGGCUUUCCUCGCUCUUCUCCCUUCAACACCACUUCCGUCCGCUCCUACCGGGUUAUUCGCAUCAUUCGCUCGUAUCGAUGUAUUUGCAAUUCCUCGUUUCACCCCUGUCUCGCUCCUCAAAAUGCUUCUUCCUAUUCUCUACGUAUUUCCCCUUCUUACGAUCCUCUCCGUACGACGGGGUCCCCCUCUUUAUCUUCCCUUGGACGCCAUAUAUCCAAGCAAGAUCAUCGAAUCAGUACCUUUGGGAACGGAGUCGCUUGACCCUAGUAAACCCAAUGUCAGCGCUGAAGUUCAAGCAAACGUGCCGGAAUGGCUUUUAUUUGGUUACGCUACUCCUGUCAUACGUAAAGGCUAUUAUUCAGAUAGUUUAGAUGUUUGGGAUCUGCCCAUUUUACCAAAAAGUCUUCGUGCUCUCGUGCAAUACCGACAUAUGAGGGGAAUAUACGGGAGACCUAAGGGUCGAUUUGGACGUAAAGAGGGCUUCAACCUUCUAUGGAAGGUAGCCAAAGCUAACUCAGGGCUGCUAUGGGCUCAAACCCUUCUUGCUACUGCUACCGCUUUCGGAUACUAUAUUCCACAUUAUAUACUGUUGAAAUUCGUGGAAUAUCUCGAAAACGAUCCCACACGAUCUGCUCCCGCUUGGGGCUGGCUGCUCUGCUUUGGAUUGUUCAUGUCAAACGCUAUCAUGUUCAUCGCCACUGGAGUGACUUGGUCAAUCAGCUCUACCUAUUUGCAAGCGCGAAUCAAACUCCAGCUGAACACACUGCUCUUCAGCAAGACCUUGCGAAAGAAGGACAUCGCCGCAGCUGGCGAUGAUAAAGGACAAGUGGGAGAUGUCAAGGCGGAGGCAGCUAAAGACCAGAAGAAGAAGGAAGCUGCAGGCGAAGAUGGAGCCGAGGAUGAAGAAGCUGUCAGCUCUAAAACUCAGAUCAUGACCCUGUUCACAGUCGACGUUGAUCGUGUCACUGAUUUUGUAUUCCAUCUUUUUGCGGUCGUCGAUUCACCUUUAGAGCUCCUUGUUGCGAGCGUUUUCGUCUUCAAGCUCUUAGGCAUCUCCGCCUUAUACGGACUGUUGACCGCUAUUUUAUCAUUACCUCUUAAUCACAUCGCCUCAAAGAUCGUUGUCAGAGCACAAGAGAAUCUCAUGAAGACACGAGAUCAGCGUACAGCUUUGAUGAAUGAAAUACUUCAAGGUAUACGGAUGCUCAAAUUUAUGGCAUGGGAACGGUCAUUCGAGUCUCGUAUAAAGACCAUCAGGAAGAAUGAGUUAUCUUGGCAAGCUCGUAAUUACCAGAUCGAAGUGGCAUUCAAUUGUAUCUGGGCUCUCACACCGGUACUCGUUACUGUCGUGUCUUUCCUGCAUUACACCCUAGUUCGCGGCAAGACACUUACCCCAUCUACCGCCUUCACGUCGGUCGCUGUAUUUGCCGAAUUGAGAUAUGCUCUCAACGCUCUGCCGGAGACCUUUAUCGAAGCUUUACAAGGUUUUGUCUCCUGUCGUCGUAUCGAGAAAUAUCUCUCACUCGCUGAAAUUGCGCCAAUCGAAGAAAAUGAUGGUCAAGGAGAUAUUGUAUUGUCAUCGGCCACAUACACAUGGCCUCGGGAUGAUUCUGCUGUUCCCAAUACCCAGAAUGGAUCAUCUCGAUCAACCGCCACGACUCCAAAGAAUGCUUUCACUCUUGCCGAUCUCUCGCUCAGAUUCCCGAAGGGAAAGCUUUCUCUGAUAUGCGGAUCCGGGAAAUCUCUACUCCUGGCGGGUCUGCUCGGUGAAGCCGAUCUGUUAGCUGGUCAAGUUAUCUGUCCUCGAUCUUCGCCAGACUCAAUGGGCUAUUCCGAGAAGGAGAUACCUGACACAGACUGGAUUAUUCCCAACCUGGUUGCUUUCGUACCUCAACAAGCGUGGCUUCAGAACGCCUCGAUCAAGGACAACAUCGUUUUCUCUUCACCUUGGAACCCGCAAAGAUACCAACAGGUCAUCGAAGCAUGCUCAUUGACUACUGAUCUGGAGAUACUUGAGGAUGGUGAUCAAACUGAGAUUGGUGAGAAAGGAUUAAAUCUCAGUGGCGGUCAAAAGGCUCGAGUGUCGCUUGCCCGUGCCGUGUAUAGUCGUGCCGGCGUAUUGUUGCUCGAUGAUGUCCUGAGUGCUGUAGACGCCCAUACAGCUCAUGCACUCAUGGCAAAUUGUCUGCAAGGCCGGAUCCUGGAAGGAAGAACGGUACUCCUGGUCUCCCAUCAUACUGCUUUGGUCUCACCUGGUGCCGCCUACAUCGUUGCUCUCGAGAACGGCGAUGUGAAAUUUUCCGGAACUCGGGACGACUUCGUAGCCUCCGGACUUAUGGCCAAGCUAGAUGAAGAAGAUCUUCAAGCCAAACCCACGGAAGGUGAAGCUAAAGAGGAGAAACUCGUGGACGAAACAGCCCUAAAGGCUACGCAUAAGAGUGUUAUAAGCUUGAGUGGGGUUACAGGAUCUGAUCCUGGCUCGGAAACCAGCUCACUCGCGCCUGAAGAUGAAACGACUCUCGCUAAUUCGACUAUCGACGUCAAACCCAAGGUUCCCCGAAAACUGAUAGAAGACGAGAAACGUGCUCGAGGCAGAAUUGCGUGGUCCGUAUGGAAGACUUACUUCGGGGCUUUGGGAGGACCCAUCUGGUGGAUUUUCUUCAUACUUGCUCUGGCCAUGGCAAUGGUCGUCCCUGUGGCCGAAAAGGGUUGGCUUGAAUAUUGGACAGGUUCAAAUCAGUCAACGGCCCAAGCCGGACAUACCGCCCAAUACUUCGUUGUUGGCUACGCAGCGAUCACUAUCAUUGGAGUGUUUGCUUCCAAUUUCCAAUAUGUUAUAAUCUAUCUAGGCUCACUACAAGCAAGUAAAAAGCUACACAACGCAAUGCUCGAAUCCGUCUUGUUCUCUACGCUACGAUUCCAUGACACCACCAGUCGAGGUAGAUUGCUCAAUAGAUUCGGCAAAGACAUCGAAGGUCUGGACUCAAGUACUGCUGAUAAUUUCGUCCGAAGUCUUACACUUGGACUGAAUGUGGUUGUGACUUUCAUUUCCAUUACUUACGUGGGCGGCCUACCAUUCAUUCUCGCAGGAAGUGUCAUCCUGGUGAUUUACUAUCAAGCCGGAUCCAUUUACGGUCAAACCUCUCGAGACAUGAGACGACUUGACUCUGUCACUAGGUCCCCGCUCUAUUCUCUGUUCGGCGAGACAGUAUCGGGGGUUUCUGUACUGCGAGCUUUUGGAGCGAGUACGAUAUCAUUGAAGCAUAUGAUGAGACUGGCGGACACGAACGUCUUAGCUUUCGUAUGGUCAUGGACGGUCAAUCGAUGGCUUUCGGCUCGUUUCAAUCUUCUAUCAGCGGUUCUGGUCGGUCUUACUGCAGUUGCUGUACUUAUCGCCCCAGGAGUGGAUGCCGCAAUGGCGGGUUUCGCCUUGUCCUUUGCCGGGACUAUCUGUCAUGACCUUCUGUUUGUCGUGAGACGAUUUGUGCAGCUCGAACAGAGUAUGGUUGCAAUCGAGCGUCUCAAAGAGUUCACCGAUCUUCAGCGUGAAGCUGCUGAGUUCGUUGAGCCGAGGCCUCCUGCGUCAUGGCCAGAAUCAGGAGCUAUUACCGUCGAAAAACUCAUCAUCAGAUACGCUCCUGAUCUUCCCGAUGUACUCCAUAGUAUCAGUUUUACGGUAGCCCCUCGUGAAAAAAUUGGUAUUGUCGGUGCGACUGGCUGUGGAAAAUCGACUCUGGCUUUGAGCUUUUUCCGUUUUGUAGAAGCCACCGAAGGUAGAAUUGUCAUUGACGGGGUUGACAUCUCCAAAAUUGGUCUUACCGACUUACGUAGUCGGGUGACGAUCAUUCCUCAAGAUCCGACAAUUUUAUCAGGAACCCUUCGAUCGACCUUGGACGUUUUCGACGAGUACGAUGAUGCUGACAUCUAUGCGGCCUUGAGACGAGUCCAUCUUAUCAAAGACGACGAGCCUUUAGGGGAUGCCGUAGAUGCUGAAGAUGAGGAAGGCAGGAACAAGAACGUGUUCAGAGAUCUGUCCAAUCCAGUUAGCGAGGGAGGAGACAAUUUCUCCAGCGGAGAGAAACAACUUAUCUGCAUGGCCCGAGCUAUAUUGAAGCGCAAUAAGAUAUUGUUCAUGGAUGAAGCUACUGCAUCUAUCGAUUACGAAACGGACGAACUCAUUUCAAAAACCAUUCGAGAGGAAUUCUCUGACUCUACGAUCUUGACAAUUGCUCAUCGUAUACACACGAUCAUCGAUUUUGACAAAGUCCUUGUGAUGGACCAGGGUCGGAUAGCCGAAUUUGCUAGUCCUGCCGAAUUAUUGAGAGAUCACAAAUCCAAGUUCUACGCCUUGUGCAAAGCAACCGGUCGGACUGAAUUUAAAAACCUCAAAGAGUUGGCGAUGCAAGCCGAGAGGAAGAAGAGAAGAUCUUGA